This is a messenger RNA of Solanum tuberosum (potato), 807 nucleotides long. Its product is annotated as putative disease resistance protein At1g50180. Bases 1 to 807 code for a protein of 268 amino acids. Gene Ontology annotation, molecular function: ADP binding. The record is from RefSeq and is a predicted model, not a curated record. Lineage: Eukaryota; Viridiplantae; Streptophyta; Magnoliopsida; Solanales; Solanaceae. The transcript is spliced from 2 exons.
AUGGCUGAAAUUCUUCUCACAGCAGUCAUCAAUAAAUCUGUAGAAAUAGCUGGAAAUCUACUCGUGCAAGAAGGAACGCGUUUAUAUUGGUUGAAAGAGGACAUCGAUUGGCUCCAGAGAGAAAUGAGACACAUUCAAUCAUAUGUGGACGAUGCAAAGGCCAAGGAAGUUGGAGGCGAUUCAAGGGUCAAAAAUUUAUUAAAAGAUAUUCAACAACUCGCAAGUGAUGUGGAGGAUCUCUUUGAUGAGUUCCUUCCAAAAAUUCAACAAUCCAAUAAGUUCAUUUGUUGCUUUAAGACAGUUUCUUUUGCCGAAGGGUUGCGGAGAAGAUUAUUCCUUCAUGCUGAUGAAAUAGAGGUCAUCAGUUUGGAUGAUGACUUCAAUAAGCUACAAGCCAAAUUACUUGAUCAUGAUUUGCCUUAUGGAGUUGUUUCAAUAGUUGGCAUGCCCGGUUUAGGAAAAACAACUCUUGCCAAGAAACUUUAUAGGCAUGUCCGUCAUCAAUUUGAAUGUUCAGGAUUGGUCUAUGUUUCACAGCAGGCAAGGGCAGGAGAAAUCUUACAGGACAUUGCCAAACAAGUUGGACUGACGGAACAGGAAAGGAAAGAGAACUUGGAAGGCAACCUAAGCUCACUCUUGCAAAGAAAAAGGUGUGUUAUCCUCUUAGAUGACAUUUGGGAUGUUGAAAUUUGGAAUUAUCUGAAUUUUUUCCUUCCUGACUCAAAAAUUGGCAGUAGGAUAAUAAUCACAUCUCGAAAUAGUAAUGUAGGCAGAUACAUAGGAGGAGAUUCCUCACUUCACGUGUAG